Messenger RNA from Malania oleifera, 2026 nucleotides. RefSeq names its product zinc finger CCCH domain-containing protein 15. The record is from RefSeq and is a predicted model, not a curated record. The coding region runs from base 393 to 1433 and encodes 346 amino acids. NCBI's taxonomy places the organism in Eukaryota, Viridiplantae, Streptophyta, Magnoliopsida, Santalales, Ximeniaceae. Gene Ontology annotation, molecular function: metal ion binding; mRNA binding. The transcript is spliced from 3 exons.
AAAUCUGUUUCUCUCUCUCUCUCUCUCUCUCUCUCUCUCUCUCUCUCUCUCUAGUUCUUCUGUUCUUUGCUGCUACGCGUUCAGAUCUAGCAGAACAAGUGAAAAACUAUACUCGAGCAUUUCUUGAAUGUCAAGGGACCUUGAAAUAUGUCUGCAAGAUCCUGGAAAACAAGAAUGAAAAUGCGCGCAAGAGAAACGAGAACGUUUAGGACAGUAACUAUUUAAUUACGUUCAUUUAGUUUUUUUUUUUUUUUACAGCUCUACGUUAUUUAUUUAGUUAUUUUUCUAAUAUGAGUUUCCUUUAAUUCAUUUCGCUGUCAGAAGGUCGACAACUGAAAUAUAUAUAUGAUUGUUCUGUUUGUGAUUCUUACGCAGCAAGAAUAGGAUAGAAAAUGCAGCAAGACAGCUUGCCAGGCCAUGGCAGCAUCAACUCCAUCUCAUCAGCGACUUUCAGUCAAUCGGACGGCACACAAUUCACUUCGCUCUACUCCUCCAUUUUUCCUCCGAAACCAUCUCUGUCAACUUCUGUCUCGAUCACACCCUCCGACUGCUCCACCGACGGUGACACAACUAUCAAUAGCCCCCUCACCAUCGACCACAUCCAAAUGCAUGCCCUGGAGCUUCAGUACUCGCCUCACUCUCGCCUCAUUCUGGAGCAUCAGGACCUCGUCGACCGCCACAACCUCUGCCUCGCGCACCUUCACGAAACAGCGAAAGAGGCUGAAGCACUUCGCCGCGAGAACACCAAUCUCCGGCUUGCCAACAGAGAUCUUAACAAGCGUCUAAGCCUCUUGAUCCAAACAUCUCUUCAGAAACGUUUUGUUCCUUCGGAUUACUCGUCUAUGUCGGUGGUGAACGGGUUUCGGAGGCUGUGUAUUGGUGAUAGCCCGAGUAGCAGCAGUCGCGCGUGGGAAGAGGCGAAUGAUGAGAGCCCAACGAGCGUGAUUGAGAGUGAUCGCAUUGAGAGGAUGGACGUGGAGAGGGUUGCGCUGCCGAAGAGUAUCUCUGUGAGGUCGAGUGGGUACUUGAAGGCGGCUCAAGCUGGAGGGAGCAAUGUUGGUGCCAAUCGGAGCCCUACUCCAGCGCGAAGCGGAAGUCCUGCGGCCGAAACGCAAAAGGUGUACGUCAGGGGAGGGACGAGGGAGGAGGAAGCACUGGAGCUGGAAGUGUAUAGCCAAGGCAUGUUCAAGACGGAGCUGUGCAACAAAUGGCAGGAGACCGGCGCGUGCCCCUACGGUGACCACUGCCAGUUUGCCCACGGAAUCAAGGAGCUGCGCCCCGUGAUCCGUCACCCGCGCUACAAGACGGAGGUAUGCCGCAUGGUCCUCGCCGGCGACGCCUGUCCCUACGGUCAUCGCUGCCACUUUCGCCACGCCCUCACUGAGCAGGAGAAGUUCAUGGCUGCCCCGCUUAAACAUCGAGCAUCCAAUUAAGCUUGUGGUAGCUGGAGGUGCGGCGGCUGAAGCAAACACACGAGCAGAUCAUGAUCGAUAUAUUGGGAAGGUGGUCUGGAGUGAUAGGUUACGUUGUGAUUGUUGGUAGGUACAGAUGGAUGUUUAUAAUACUUAUAUAAGUAUGGUAAUAAUACUCUUUUAAGCAAGGUAGUCAUAAGUAUAGCUCAUGAGGAUUUUUACGUCCAAGUACGGGGAUGAGAACGAAUAAAAAUUUUACGCCAUCGGUCAAUCAUCAUCACUCACAAAGCAUAACAGUAGCUAGCCUAGCCUAGCUAGGGGGGUUUGGAUAACUUUUGUGGUUGUCUGUGGCGCCUCGGCUGGUGGGGCCGGUAUUUCACAGUUUCACAGGGAGACGCGGGUGUACAACUGAUUUUGCUCGUUAUUUUGUUUGCUUUGUUAAUGGUCUAUUUUUUUGGGGAAGGGGUUGGUGAUUGAUGUGAACCCAAGCAAUCUGAUGAGCCCCGCCAACUGUAAUCAUGCUACCUGAGUCCGGCAAAUUAAGCAAUCCAUUUCUGAUUGGAGUACUUAUUGCCCUUUCCUUUUUAAAAAAAAUAAAUUUUGGUUGACAUGCA